AUGCAAGCAGACGAACCUGUACAACCAACAAAUGUAGUUGUUGAAAUACCAACAAAUAACACGCCUCCAUUUGUAAUCACACCAACACCAACACCUUUUUACAUUACCAAUGAGCCUAUGGUUGCUUCUGCUUCAUUUUCCACACCAACAAUUCCAACUAGCUUUCCAACACCAACACCUUAUUACAUUAACAAUGCUUCUGCUUCAUAUGUCACUCCAACUGUAGCAACAACAACAGUUAUCGUGGUUGAGCAAAAACCACCAUCAUCUCACUCACAAUGGAAAAUAGCUCACACUGUUCUCACCUCCAUUCACCUAGUGUGGGUUAUUGUUCAGGUUUUCUAUCACUUUAUUAUGAUGAUUUCAUUCUUCACAAGUGGAAUUGCUGGAUAUGCUAUCGCUGAUUUGAUCUUAUUGUUGAUAAGCUUGUUUUAUCUUGUUGUGGGAAUAAUUGGACUUGUUGUCAUGUGGUUGCCAUCAACAGCAAUAUCACCACUGGCUGCAUUAAGAUUAUUGAAAUUUAGCACCAUGGCCAACGUGAUGGGAACUCAUUACAUGACGUUCCUGUAUUUGCUAAUGUGGGUUACUGAGUUUGCACAUUCCCCAAUUCUAUUCUAUGUCUUUACGGAUAUAAUCUUUUCCAAAAUUGAUCCAAGAAGCGAAUUGGGGUUACUUCACCCUGGUAUUUCAAUAAUUCCAUUUGCUAUCCAUCUAGUGAUAGCUGUUCUUAUUAGUGUCACCUCAAUCAAUUUUUAUCAAGUAAUGGAACCAAUUUAUAAUGAAAUGAUUAUCGUUAAGGGGAAACAUGAGAAGAAUAUUCAACAAUAA
Messenger RNA from Naegleria gruberi, 828 nucleotides. RefSeq lists its product as uncharacterized. Lineage: Eukaryota; Heterolobosea; Eutetramitea; Acrasida; Naegleriidae. Bases 1 to 828 code for a protein of 275 amino acids. The record is from RefSeq and is a predicted model, not a curated record. The transcript is spliced from 2 exons.